Messenger RNA from Ascochyta rabiei, 1692 nucleotides. RefSeq lists its product as uncharacterized. The coding region runs from base 1 to 1692 and encodes 563 amino acids. Lineage: Eukaryota; Fungi; Ascomycota; Dothideomycetes; Pleosporales; Didymellaceae. The transcript is spliced from 5 exons. Gene Ontology annotation, molecular function: DNA-binding transcription factor activity, RNA polymerase II-specific; zinc ion binding. Gene Ontology annotation, biological process: regulation of DNA-templated transcription. The record is from RefSeq and is a predicted model, not a curated record.
AUGGUGUACACAGGCAAGCCCAGCCGUGGAUGCGGCAUGUGCAAAAGCCGCAGGAUCAAGUGCGACGAGAAGCGACCGACAUGUGGGAACUGUAGAAAGUCUGGCCGCGACUGCCCGGGCUAUCCCGACGAGUUCGAUCUAGUCUUCCGAGACGAGAACAAGGCUAUGGCGAGAAAGGCAAGGAAGACCUCUGGUCCAACGCCUACAAGAUGUACUCCAGAUGGCUUGAGCGCUCAAGCUUCUCCGAACCAACCGACUUUCUUCACCUUCGAGGUCUCCAAUGCCUCCACAUCACAGGAGGAAUCGACUACAGCACAAGCCACACCGGACUCGGAACAACAGCUUAUACUCAUACCUCAGUAUCCAGAGGCGUUGUCGUCACAAGGGCUAUUCGACAACUGGCUGUGGAAUCUCGACCGGAUCCCACAAUCCAUUGCAAUGGCCCCAGACUACGAGGCCGUUACCUUUUUCUUCAAAAACUUCAUCACACUUCCACAACAAGCAGAGAGCACAAGAGGGUAUCUUGAGUUUCUUGUCCCUCUAUACAACCAAGCGCUACCAUCGUCUGUCCUACAUCUGGCCACCAGUGCUGUUGCCAUGGCAGCUUGCGGUCAGUAUCCUGGAAGGGAGGCUUUGGUUGGCGAGGCUGUCAAGACGUAUGGGAAAGCUAUUCGAAAGCUCAACACCGACCUCAAGGACCCAGCAAUGAGCAGGUCCAACGAGACAGUACUUGCAAUAUUGAUGUUUUCGCUCUAUGAAACAAUCAUGUCAACCGACGAUACAAUCACAGCAUGGGGCAACCACGUCGACGGUGCUGUAGCUCUGACCAAACUACGUGGUACAGACCAAUUCAACGACCCCAUGUCACACGCCAUGUUCCGCGCCGUCCGGACCAUGAUGAUCACAUCCUGUGUCCAGCGCUCCAAGCCCAUUGACACUUUCCCCGGGCAGAAAGGCUGGGUAGGCGAAAGCGACAUUGCAGAAGAGAAUGCCGCAAACCGCCUGACGCUGAUCUGUAUCGACCUCCCCAAUCUGCGUGCCCGCGCGAACAAGCUCACAAGUACUAUGUACGACCCCGCUGAGGAAUCCGAAGCGCGCCAAAUCAUCGACUUCGCGCAACUCGUCGACGGGAAUCUGGAAGAAUGGUACCGCACACUUCCGCCGGAGUGGAAGCACCGCAUCAUCGGCAUCGAAAGUACGAUCCCAGAGAACAUUGCCAAUGCAGAGAAGUGGCCGGGCGAGCAGCACGCCUACCACGAUGUGCCGCUCGCGAGCAUCAUGAACGACUACCGCGUGUGUCGCAUCUUCUGCCGGCGCGUCAUGCUGGCGUGUCUCGACUGGCUUCACUUCGGCGGCUUCGCAGACGAGCAGGGCCAGUAUGCGCAGUCUGUCUUCGUGGUGCAGCAGAUGGUCGACGAACUGAGCGCGUGCGUUCCGUUCCACCUGGACUACGAACUGCAACCGCUUGCCAAGGAAACGGGUCAAGAGCAGUAUGCGGCCGAGGCCUUCGGCGGCUACUCACUCGUCUGGCCAUUGUACGUCGCCGCAAAUGCCGACACGGUAUCCCAGCGCCAGCGAGACUGGCUACUCGGGCGUCUAUCCGUCAUCGGCACGAAAUUCGGGCUCAGCAGCGCCCAGGUACUGGUCUUGGCCAGACGGCACGUACUCACAUGCGGGCCCAUGUUUCCUUGA